CUGCUGAUCCCCACUUCACCACAACUAACGGACCUCCUGCUCCCGAGAAAGUGGUCAAAUCUAAAUUCUGACUUUUCACAAUACUUGUUUAUGUCUGUUUGGACGUCUUUUACGCAACAACGGUUUGUUUGGGAGGUCCGUCGUAGUUCCCGAUUCAACAAGUGGGUGGAAUAUUAACUUUCAGUCGAUUGUAAGUCCAUACACGUUGGUGGUUUUGCCGUGUUGCAGCCCACAGAGUAAAGCAGAGUGGGACGGGCUUGGAUGUGAGACAGGAGCUCCCGAUGCGCCAGUAAAGAUCCACUUACCAGCAAAAAAGAAAAAAGAAAAAAGCAACAUGACGAAGAAACUAUGUGGGACCAAUUAUCCAACCAGCAUCUGCUUCAUAGUGGUGAACGAGUUCUGCGAACGCUUCUCCUACUAUGGCAUGAAAGCGGUGCUGACACUUUACUUCCUCACUUACCUUCACUGGGACAAGGAUCUCUCCACGGCUAUCUACCACGCCUUCAGCAGCCUCUGCUACUUCACGCCCAUACUGGGAGCAGUCAUCGCUGACUCCUGGCUCGGAAAAUUCAAGACCAUCAUCUACUUGUCCAUUGUGUAUGUGAUCGGCCAUGUGGUCAAGUCGGUCGGAGCCAUUCCCACUGUGGGAAACACGGAUGUGCACAUCUCUCUGUCCAUGGUCGGUUUGAUACUCAUAGCCUUUGGUACAGGAGGAAUCAAACCCUGCGUGGCAGCUUUUGGAGGAGAUCAGUUUGACGAGGAGAAUGGCGCCGAAAGGCAGAAAUUCUUCUCUAUCUUCUACAUGUCCAUAAAUGCUGGGAGCCUCUUGUCGACUAUAAUCACACCCAUACUGAGAGGUGAUGUCAAGUGUUUCGGUAAUGACUGCUACGCUCUGGCCUUCGGGGUUCCUGCUAUUCUGAUGAUCGUGGCUACAGUUGUGUUCAUUGCCGGCAGCGGCCUGUACAAGAAGACUCCUCCCAAAGGAAACGUACUCUUGGAAGUCUGCAAUUGCAUUGGGUUUGCCAUCAAAAACGCAAGAAGAUCCAAGCAUGAUCCACCGAAGAAGCACUGGUUGGACUGGGCGGAGGAGAAGUACUCGAAGCGUCUAAUCCAGGAGAUUAAGAUGGUGCUGCGGGUUUUGGUGCUCUAUAUUCCACUUCCGAUGUUCUGGGCUCUGUUUGAUCAGCAGGGUUCCCGCUGGACUCUUCAGGCCACGAGGAUGAACAUGGCUUUUGGAGAUUCUUUCACUAUUAAGCCUGACCAAAUGCAGAUGUUGAACGCUCUGAUGAUUCUUCUCUUUGUGCCCAUCUUUGACCUCGUCAUAUAUCCACUCGUUGGCCUUUGCAGAAUCAACAUCACGCCUCUGAGAAAAAUGGCCAUGGGAAUGAUUUUUGCUGCACUGGCCUUCGGAGCAGCUACAGUGGUGGAAGUGAACGUUGUGGAAACAGUGGUGAAUCCUGCUCCUGCAGGAAAGUGUCUCCUGCAGGUGUAUAUGGCCAGAGGUGAUGUCAAUGUGACCGUUGGUUCAAACAACCCGUUUCCAGCUCCCAUCGGACCCCUUCAGGACCCUCCUCAAUAUGAGACUGUUACACUUGGAGAAACCAGCAAGAACCUCACACUCCAGGUCACCUUCAAUGGAGAAACGUCAGAGUGUUUGCAGACGUUUGAAGAGAAGAAGGCCUACAGUCUGAUUGUAGACUCUGUAAAUACUGGCAUCCAGUGCAAACUUGUGGAAGAUAACAUACAGAAAUCUGAUGACGGGAAUCCCUUCCUCAGGUUCCUAAAUAAAGGACCAGAUGCAAUCACCAUACAUGUGGGCGAUGUGGAGUUCUUAGUGGCAUCUGGAGUAAUGUCUCUGAACAAGAGCGUCAGUCGGGGAGAAUACCCACAUGUAACCUGCACCCUACCGUUAGGAGACUGCCCUCAUCUCAACCUGGGCCUGCUGGACUUUGGAGCUUCAUACACUGUUAUACUCAUGGAGGAAUCAGGUAAACUUGUUCCUCACAGGAUGGUGGAUGUUGAAGCCAACAACGUGCACAUAGGGUGGCAGAUCCCUCAGUACAUCCUCAUAACUGUAGGAGAGGUGAUGUUCUCCAUCACAGGCCUGGAGUUCUCCUACUCACAGGCUCCAGCCAACAUGAAGUCAGUCCUGCAGGCCGGCUGGCUGCUCACGGUCGCAUUUGGGAACGUGAUAGUGCUGAUCGUGGCCGAGGGGGCAGGACUGGAACAGUGGAUAGAGUUCCUCUUGUUUGCCGGCAUGCUGUUGGGCGUCUGCAUCAUCUUCUCUAUCAUGGCUUCCUUCUACACCUACGUUGACCCCAGCGAGCUCGACAAGGUCUGCCUCGAGGAUUCAGGGAAGGAGGAUGACCACGAUGACCUGAAGAAAAUGACUGAUGACAUCCAGAUGAACAAAAAAGUGAAGAGCACCCGAUUGUAACGUUGCUUAAUUACAAAGAACAGCCAGCUUCUCUGCUGUGGCUAAAAUUGAAUUUAGCUUCAAAAGUGAAAGUAUUGUUUGAGACACUUUAUUUAAUUUGAGAUACUUUCUGUGAUUAUGAAGCACUAAGACGUGAUCAUCGGACAUCUCUUCACCGCAAAAACUCAAAUCUGAGCGAGUGUAUUUGUCUAAUUUCUAGUCAGAAAUAUAUUAAACUUAUUUCAAGCCACAUUAAACUAACAAGUCCAGAUAAAAUAUAGAAAGCCAUAAAAUUAGGCAUGAAUUUCUUAUAAUCAGGGGCGUGCCAGAUGGGUGGCAUGGGCCCUCCCUAGAAAUCUGAUUGGCCACCCCAAUUUUUUUAAUUAACCUUUAUUUAACCAGGUAAUUAACCCAUUGAUAUCAAGAUCUCUUUCACAAGGGUGAACUGGCCAAGAGGGCAGCAGCACAUGUCAAGUUAAGAGCAGACAACAAUUAAAAUGUGCAAAACGUUUCGCAGAUUAAGUGCAAAGUUGUGAUCACAGAUUACAAUCCAUAAACACAGCCACUCUCCAAUGGUCUCGCUUUUUUUUUUUUUCCGUUUUUUAAAAUAAACUGUGAUUGGCUAUUUUCCCCGUCAGAAGCAGGACAGCAGUACAAGUUAUUUUUUAUUUUUUUGAAAGGCUGCCAGUAUUUUUCUUAACAUGUCGAUGUCUUAAGACAGGUGCGAAGGAAAGUAAGGAACUCUGUCUUACUUGCAAUGAACUAACUGGCAAUGUGUUGUGUUGGGCCCAAAAAUAUUGCAAGUUAGACUGUGCAGGACUGUAGGGACUUGGGUUGGGAACUGGAGGGUCACUGGUUCAAGAUUUUGGGGACCAAAUCUGGAAAUUGGUCCGGUAGCUGGUGCCAUUUCACUUCCUGACUACUGCCGAGGUGCUCUUGAGCGAGGCACGAACCCUCCCCCCCAACAUCAGCUCAGGAGCGCUCGCUGUGGGCAGCCCCCUCACUCUUAAUAUUUAGCUUAAAUUAAGUGUGAUUAGAUAUUUUUGACUAGAUUAGACAAAUACACUCGCUUAGAUGUGACUUUUGGCCCCGGUGUGGUUGUGGAAGUCCAACCUUUGUUAACACUCCAGUCAAUACAGAAUGUUUUAAACAGAGAACGAGAAAAGUGUUGUCUGAUUGAGGCUGAAUAUAUGAAGUAAUGUAUAAAAGCUGUUUAAUAUUGUGUACUUUGCCACUCCUAGAUCGAGUGUUACUGCAAAUGAAUUUUAAAUAUUAUAUGUUGUACAUAUUUGUUGGUUUGAUUUGUUGGCUCGUCAAAAUGUUUUACUUUCUCUCAAGCUAAAUUAAUCAAAACCCAAACUGCCUUUGAUAGAGGAUGUCAGAGAAAUUGUUCAGUUUACAAAUUGGGGUUUUAACUUUGAUAUUAAAGGACCAUAGUUAAAGUAA
Messenger RNA from Labrus bergylta (ballan wrasse), 3862 nucleotides. RefSeq names its product solute carrier family 15 member 2 (gene slc15a2). Gene Ontology annotation, cellular component: plasma membrane. The record is from RefSeq and is a predicted model, not a curated record. Gene Ontology annotation, biological process: dipeptide import across plasma membrane. Lineage: Eukaryota; Metazoa; Chordata; Actinopteri; Labriformes; Labridae. Gene Ontology annotation, molecular function: dipeptide transmembrane transporter activity.